CCACUCUUCAUUUUCUUCCUCUUCUUCGCAAGCUGCCUUCCAAGCACCGAUUCUUCUUCCCGAACCCAGGUGAAGAAGUCCGCGGCUGGUGUCAUUAUCGAUCUCACGAGGCCUCACUCUCGUCGAUAAUACCCCGCCUUCCCGCUCCUCUGCGCGGUGUCAAGGCUUUCUGCUCUUCACAAAAAAAAAAACCAACAAAAGUUUAACAAGUCGAGUUCUCUCGCAAAACCGUCAAAAUGGUCAACUUCACCAUCGACGAGAUCCGGGCGCUUAUGGACAAGCCUACCAACGUCCGUAACAUGUCCGUCAUUGCCCACGUCGAUCACGGCAAGUCUACCCUGACCGACUCCCUCCUCGCCAAGGCUGGUAUCAUUUCCACCGCGAAGGCUGGUGAUGCCCGUGCCACCGAUACUCGUGCCGACGAGCAGGAGCGUGGUAUUACCAUCAAGUCCACUGCCAUCUCCCUGUACGGUACCCUCGAUGACCCCGAGGACAUCAAGGACAUUGUCGGCCAGAAGACGGACGGCUCCGACUUCCUUAUCAACCUUAUCGACUCGCCCGGUCACGUUGAUUUCUCUUCCGAAGUCACUGCUGCCCUCCGUGUCACUGAUGGUGCUCUCGUCGUCGUCGACACCAUCGAUGGUGUCUGCGUCCAGACCGAGACUGUCCUGCGUCAGGCUCUUACCGAGCGCAUCAAGCCCGUCGUUGUCAUCAACAAGGUCGACCGUGCUCUUCUCGAGCUCCAGGUCUCCAAGGAGGAUCUGUACCAGUCCUUCUCGCGUACCAUCGAGUCCGUCAACGUCGUCAUCUCCACCUACACCGACAAGACCGCUGGUGACCUUCAGGUCUACCCCGAGAAGGGUACCGUGGCUUUCGGCUCCGGUCUCCACGGCUGGGCUUUCACCAUCCGCCAGUUCGCCACCCGCUACGCCAAGAAGUUCGGUGUCGACCGCAACAAGAUGAUGGAGCGUCUCUGGGGUGACAGCUACUUCAACCCCAAGACCAAGAAGUGGACCAAGAACGGUACCCACGAGGGCCAGCAGCUUGAGCGUGCCUUCAACCAGUUCAUCCUGGACCCCAUCUUCAAGAUCUUCGCUGCCGUCAUGAACUUCAAGAAGGACGAGAUCACCCAGCUCCUUACCAAGCUUGACCUCAAGCUGCCCACCGCCGAGCGCGAGAAGGAGGGCAAGCAGCUCCUCAAGGCCGUCAUGAAGACCUUCCUUCCUGCUGCCGACUCCCUUUUGGAGAUGAUGAUUCUCCACCUUCCUUCCCCUGUUACUGCUCAGCGCUACCGUGUUGAGACUCUGUACGAGGGUCCCCAGGACGACGAGGCCGCUGUCGGUAUCCGUGAGUGUGACCCCAAGGGUCCCCUCAUGCUCUACGUCUCCAAGAUGGUGCCGACCUCCGAUAAGGGUCGGUUCUACGCUUUCGGACGUGUCUUUUCAGGUACCGUCCGCUCCGGUCUCAAGGUCCGCAUCCAGGGCCCCAACUACGUCCCCGGCAAGAAGGAGGACCUCUUCAUCAAGGCUAUCCAGCGUACCGUCCUGAUGAUGGGUGGCAAGGUCGAGCCCAUUGACGACAUGCCUGCCGGUAACAUUGUCGGCCUGGUCGGUAUCGACCAGUUCCUGCUCAAGUCUGGUACUCUUACCACCAUCGACACUGCCCACAACCUCAAGGUCAUGAAGUUCUCCGUGUCGCCCGUCGUCACCCGCUCCGUCCAGGUCAAGAACGCCCAGGAUCUUCCCAAGCUCGUCGAAGGUCUCAAGCGUCUCUCCAAGUCCGACCCCUGUGUCCUGACCAGCUCCAACGAGUCUGGUGAGCACGUCGUCGCCGGUGCCGGUGAGCUGCACUUGGAGAUCUGCUUGCACGAUCUCGAGCACGACCACGCUGGUGUGCCUCUCAUCUUCUCGGACCCCGUCGUCCAGUACCGUGAGACUGUUGCCGGCAAGUCCAGCAUGACUGCCCUGUCCAAGUCGCCCAACAAGCACAACCGUCUUUACAUGGUUGCCGAGCCCAUCACCGAGGAGCUCGCCAAGGACAUUGAGGAUGGCAAGAUCAGCCCCAAGGACGAUUUCAAGGCCCGCGCCCGUCUCCUUGCCGACGAGCACGGCUGGGAUGUCACCGAUGCCCGCAAGAUUUGGUGCUUCGGUCCCGACACCACCGGUGCCAACUUGCUCGUCGACCAGACCAAGGCCGUCCAGUACCUCAACGAAAUCAAGGAUUCCGUCGUCUCUGGUUUCCAGUGGGCUACCCGCGAGGGUCCCGUUGCCGAGGAGCCCAUGCGUGCCGUCCGCUUCAACAUCCUCGAUGUUACCCUGCACGCUGAUGCCAUCCACCGCGGUGGUGGCCAGGUUAUCCCUACCGCCAGACGUGUCCUGUACGCCGCCUCUCUGCUUGCUGAGCCGGCUAUCAUGGAGCCUGUCUUCCUGGUUGAGAUCCAGGUCAACGAGGCCACCAUGGGUGGUGUCUACGGUGUCCUGACCCGCCGGAGAGGUCACGUCUUCAACGAGGAGCAGCGCCCUGGUACUCCUCUCUUCACCAUCAAGGCCUACCUGCCCGUCAUGGAGUCUUUCGGCUUCAACGCCGAUCUGCGCCAGGCUACUUCCGGCCAGGCUUUCCCCCAGCUUGUCUUCGACCACUGGCAGAUCCUGCCCGGUGGCUCUCCCCUCGACCCCACCUCCAAGACCGGCAAGAUCGUCCAGGAGACCCGCAAGCGCAAGGGUAUCAAGGUCGAGGUUCCCGGCUACGAGAACUACUACGACAAGUUGUAAGCGGUUCCCGUCGACCAAGAAUGAAAAGAAGCCUGGCAGAUGCCUCGACAGCAUCGCCAAGUGGUUUGGCGCAGGCCUCCUUUGGUAGGUAUGCUCAGAGAAAAGGGCAGGCCAGGGAGGCUGUCAAAAUGAGCCAAGGUGCAAACGGAUACGCAAAAGCUACGUUCUGGCGCGACAAACGCGAUUGGACUAGCAGACACCGUCUUAUGCUUAUAUGCCCGUAGUGAUGACGAAUUGAAUCAUGUUAAGACAA
Microdochium trichocladiopsis is the source of this 3024-nucleotide messenger RNA. Its product is annotated as elongation factor 2. Gene Ontology annotation, molecular function: ribosome binding; translation elongation factor activity; GTPase activity. Gene Ontology annotation, cellular component: cytosol; ribonucleoprotein complex. The record is from RefSeq and is a predicted model, not a curated record. Gene Ontology annotation, biological process: translational elongation. Lineage: Eukaryota; Fungi; Ascomycota; Sordariomycetes; Xylariales; Microdochiaceae. Bases 237 to 2771 code for a protein of 844 amino acids. The transcript is spliced from 4 exons.